Molecule: messenger RNA, 2544 nt
Organism: Hevea brasiliensis (rubber tree)
Lineage: Eukaryota; Viridiplantae; Streptophyta; Magnoliopsida; Malpighiales; Euphorbiaceae
Product: transcriptional corepressor LEUNIG
Exons: 16
Coding region: 151-2214 (687 amino acids)
Molecular function (GO): protein binding; transcription corepressor activity
Source: RefSeq, a predicted model, not a curated record
UUCAAUUCAUUCUGUUUCAUAAUCCCCACAUAGGCAUUUUUCUUUUCAUCAUCUUUUCUCUCGUUUUUACGUGACAUAUAUGUAACGUCACUAUAUUACUCCUUUCUUUGAUUAUUAGCUUGUUGGGGUUGAUUGAAGUAGAAGGUGAUCAUGGACUGUGGUGAUUCUUGGGAUGCUAAAAAGAUGUUUGAUUUGUAUUUGCAUGAUUAUUUGGUGAAAAGGAACUUGCACAAAACAGCUGCAAUUUUCAGAAAUGAAGCAAAUGUUGGUGAAAACCCUGUUGCGGUUGAUUCAUUUGAUGGGUUUUUACAUGAAUGGUGGACAUUAUUUUAUGAUGUGUAUGCCUCUAGGCAACUUAAACAUGAAGAGGCCAAGACAAAGUCCUCUGUUAAGGGUGGACAAAUGACACAGAAUGAGAUACAAAACAUGCGUCCAAUUCUGCCAAAAUUACCAAUAUACCAGCAGAGGUGUGGAGAGUUUCCGGUUGGCCCUGGCUACGGGAUGUUAGGGCAACCUCCUACUUGCCUUUUGCCUACAAGAAUGUUAGAGGAAGAACAGCAUCUUAGGCAUCCUAUCAGCAACUCUUAUCCAAAUUUACUGCUACUUCAUGGUAAUAAGCUGAAUCUGUCAAAGUCAGCCACAAUCAGUCCAAGCUACCUGCAGCAGGAAUUUCAGAAUCAGGCUCAACUACUAACGCCACCUAGAAAUGUUAAUAGCAUCAUUCAAUCUAAUCCUAUGGACACUACUCUCCAUGAAGGAGUACAAGAGGGGGUAGUUGCAAGACCUAGAUCCCAUGCUGCAGGGGUGAAUAAAGAAGUUAAUCCAGGCUAUCCUUCACCAUCGAAUGGAUUGCUUUCAAACUCACUUAUGCAGACACCUAGCCAACUACAACAGUUUCCUAUGUUGGCAGAGCAACACCAGCAGAAUCAAUUGAGUCAAUUCCAACCACUUAUAUUCGGAAACUUGACAUCUGCUUUUCCUGGAAGCUCUGCUAAUUUUGAUGGUCAAAACGUGAUACUUCCCGAGAGUAAUAUGAAUGGGAAAAAUGCAGAGUUGAUAAUCCAAAUGAAACAAACUGAAGAGCAUCGACACAAACAUGAUCAGCAUCUGCAGCAGCAGUUACCAGAGAAUGGUAGAAAAAGAAGGAAAUUGUUGUAUUCAAGAACUGGAGACAAAAUUUUCGGUUGUGCAAAUGCUGAAGUUGAUAAACCUGCAAAUGAAAAUGUUGAAUCCUUUUUGUCCACCAGUGAUGACAAAGAUGAUGACAAAGGCACUCCUCUAUGCAAUGUGAAACGAAGUUCUACAGCUUGUGGUGAAAAUGAUCAUAAAGGCUUUGCUUUUGAAGAGAUUGGUUGCCUUCACUCAAGCAAAAGCAAGGUGUUAUGCUGUCAUUUUUCAUCUGAUGGGAGACUAUUAGCCAGUGCUGGCCAUGACAAGAAGGUUUCUAUUUGGAACAUGCAAACUUUUGAUUUUGUUAAUUCUUCAGAAGGACAUUCACUUCUGGUUACAGAUGUUCGGUUUAGACCAAAUUCAACCAUACUUGCCACAUCUUCCUUUGAUAGAACAUUGCAAAUAUGGGAUGCAUCCAAACCAAGCAAACCACUGUUCAAGCUUCUUGGGCAUGCUGACCAAGUGAUGGCAUUGGAUUUCCAUCCAAGAAAGGUGGAUCUGCUUUGCUCAUGUGAUAGUAAUGAUGAGAUCCGAUUAUGGAAUGUCAACCGUUGUGCUUGCACACAUGUUUCUAAGGGAGCGACUAAGCAAGUCAGAUUCCAGCCUCAAUGUGGCAAGUUAUUGGCUACUUCCACCAGAAAUAAUAUCAAUGUAAUUGAUUUUGAGAAUGAUACUGGUGUCCAAUUCAAUUUGAAGGGGCAUGCCGAAGAUGUCCUUUCUCUUUCCUGGGAUAUAAGUGGGAAGUAUAUUGCAUCUGUUAGUGCAGACAGCGCACGAAUAUGGUCACUUGUGUCAGGUGGAAGAUGCAUUCGUGAAUUGCAUUCAAAUGGCAACAAGUUCCAAUCAUGCACCUUUCAUCCUGGAUAUUCACAGCUCCUGAUAAUUGGCAGCUACCAGUCACUUGAGUUAUGGAAUCCAAUUGAGGGAAACAAAACAUGGUCAGUCCCAGCGCAUAGUGGGUUAAUUGCUGCACUGGCCGACUCACCACAGGCUGAAACGAUUGCAUCAGCAAGCCAUGACCAAUGUGUCAAGUUGUGGAAAUGAGACCCUUCGAGUUGCAGAUGCCUCCAUGUAAACUAUUUACUCGCAUGUCUGCCUAUGCAGUUUUGUGAACACAUCUUAUAGGUUCAAGAUACAUUUCCUGGGUUGACUUCUGACAGCUGUAGAUGGUAAUAUUGGCGACGUCCAUUUGUCAAGAAUAAAUGCUGCACUGCUGAAGAUACAAAAGUUAUCAUAGCAUGACAGACAAAAGAUUGAAUACUUGGAAUUGUAUCUUACACAGGUUUAUACACCCACAUAUAAUCAGAUGUAUGAAUCAUGAAAAAGAUUUAGUAAAAUGCUGUCAUAUUAGCUUCCCGGCUAUUUUCAGUUUAA